Manihot esculenta (cassava) is the source of this 778-nucleotide messenger RNA. RefSeq lists its product as uncharacterized. The transcript has a single exon. The record is from RefSeq and is a predicted model, not a curated record. Bases 248 to 712 code for a protein of 154 amino acids. NCBI's taxonomy places the organism in Eukaryota, Viridiplantae, Streptophyta, Magnoliopsida, Malpighiales, Euphorbiaceae.
AAUGAUUUCUGGUGGUUGUUAUUUAUUAUAAUUGGGGAAGAACUCAAUUUGAAUCUAUAUGAACCAAUGAAAAUUAAUUGCUUGAUUUUCAGUUCAUCUCUCAAGCAACCAUUUUACUGGAUUUAAUUGUAGAUUUAACUAUCAACGCAUGACAUGCCAAGCUAAACAGACGAGAACUUUUUACCUCCAACGCCAUUUUGCAAAGAGUUCAUUAACCAAUCUCUGAUCUUCAAAUCUUAUCUUGAAGAUGGAGGACACAAAAUGGGAGCAGAGACUACAAGCCCUAACCCACAUCCUAAUCAGCCCCACUACAACACCUCCUCUCUACUCUCAAUUCUUCAUCUCCACACAAAUCCCUUGCUAUCUCAACUGGGACUACCCACCAAUUCUCUGCACCAAAGACCACAGGAUCUUUCCUUCUCUCCAUCUGAGGUGGGCUUUCUCUCUAUUCCUCAAAAGGGUAUCCAGAUUAGGGCUCCCUGAGACUUCUUGGAGGUCCAAGUGCCCUUAUCAGCAGCCCCCACCUCUGAUUCCAGCAAAGGGAGUAGAGGAAGCACAGUGGGGUGAUGAGCAAAAAAGAGAGUAUAUUAGGAAGAGGUUGAGAAGGAAAAGACUUGGCAAUAAUAUUCACCCUUCUAUUCCUAUUUUAGUUCCUAAUCUCUUCCUGUUUUCACUCAUGUUCUGGAACCCAUUUCCUCAUCUUGAUUCUUGAGAAAUAUUAUGGGUUUGUAACAUGUGCUUGUAAUAAUUUUGCAUUAUGGUUAUUGUGGUUUGGUUA